AUGAAUUUAAACAACUUUGUGGUACUUCCCAGCAAGCCCAAGUCAAUGAAGUUAAAUGUCAGGAAUCUCCGGGAACUGCGUAUGGAAACAGUGCAGCUGGAUCAACAUGCCAAGGAGAUGGAGAGAAGACUGGAGGAGCUCAGACAGCAUAUGAACCAGGAGAAAGAGGAGAGGGAGAAGAUGGGAGCUUCUCACUGGCGUUCAGCACAGCCUGGGGUUCAGAGCGUUAAGGAGAACGCACCUCACAGACUCUCUCCAGACAAGAUGAAGAUUAGAGUGCUGAAGGACGAGCCUGUGCCAGCAGUACAGGAGCAGCUAAUAGCGGAACGAGCCGCCAAGGUACAUGGCACUAACAGGAAGCUCAACCUGAAGGGAAAAGUCUGUGGACAGUGUGAAGUUCAGCUGGCCGGACUGAUGUGUGCAGAAUGCAGAGAGGAUUAUUGUGUGGGCUGCUUUGUCAGAUUCCACCAGAAGGGGGCACUGAAGCACCAUCGUAUGGUUCCCGUACAGGUGUUGUUUGUGAAUGACGGUGUUGACGUGGAGGAUGAGGAGGCUGGUGAGGAAGAGGACAGCUCUCUGCUGAGAGGAGGCUUUGAUGAAGAAGAGUCAGCCAGGUCCUUCCAGGAGGCUCUGAAAGAGUGGAGAGAGAGAGGACAGAGACCAGUGUCUGUGAUGGAAACACAAACAGAGAAAGGAUCCCAGCCGUUAAUUUAUGUGGAGUUCAAGGAGGACACUUUGAGCUACAUGGAGAAACUCCUCAUGAAAAAGCACCGCAGAGGACAAAUUGAAGAAUUUCAGCACCGGUCUGUCGUCCAACGCCAACCGGAACCACCCACACCUCCACCCACAGAGACGGAUGAACUGAGCCGAAAACUGACAGCAGAGCGGAUGGAGUUGCAUAAAUACUUUACCUCUCUCUUCACGAUCGCUCCUGCUGAGGAUGCUGGGAAAGCGGACAGCCCUGCAGAAUCCUGUUUAAGCAUCAUAGAGUUAGAUGAGAAGAUGGCUGGAGACGCUACAUUGUACAGAUCCUUUGGAGUCAAGCAGGGAAAUGAGAGCAAAAUGUUUGCAGCUGUUGGAAAUGAAGAUUUAUCUGAAGGAGGAGAUUUUGGAUAUUCGGUCUUGCCUUCCACACCGUCCUUCUCCGAGAUGACCAAAGAAUCCUUCAGUGAAUGUAAUUCUGGCACAAAAAUCAACUCUUCUCCUGAGAUGUGGCCGUCGUUUCAAGAGGCCACACAAUCUUCGUCAUCAUUGCCAAGAUCAGAAAGCUUCUCUCCACUUCAAACGAGGCUUCAGAAAUCACAGCACCUGUCGACUACCUCAGAGCCAUUUCUGUUGACUUCACAAACAGGAGGCCAGAAAGUGGAACUCAGUGACUCUCCAAAACCAAGCCCACGGAUGAGAUCUUCUUCAGCACAACAGGAUAAACCCUCAGAGCUUCUGCCAACAUCAUCUCCUUCACUCCCAAAAACCAAAUUAAAUCAAACUCUCUUAGGCUUUGAGGACCACAUUUCCACUAUCAGGCCAUCUCCUGGUAGAGUGCCGUCUGUUAGGUCUUCUCAAAGUCAUUCUCCUGCAUUUCUCAUCUCUAAACAAAGUCCAAAACCUCCAGAUUCUCCAUCCCCGAGGUCUAGAUCAGCUUCCUCUCCAGUCAACCCAAUCCAAUCCAUACCUGCUCAUUCAACACCUGUUUCUAAACCAAAAUUAGCUCAACUGUCUCCAGAAUUUGCUAUCACUUCCCCAAGCGCCACAGUUCCUUCAUUAAAGCCAUCACCUAGAGAAUCAUCACAGUCUGCAUUAGUCUCAGAUAGAAGUACAUCUACUAUGCCUACCUAUGACUCCAUCAGGUCCUCUACGCCGAGAGCUGAAUCCUCUCAUACUGACGGGCACCGCUCACCUCCGGCCUCCAAAUGGUUAAAGGCCUCACAGAGGUCACCCAAAACUACAGUGCUGUCCUUACAGCUGAGCAUGUCAGAUUCAGAAGAGGAAAUGACAGGUGAAGAUGCUUGCCUGGUGCCCAGUGAGGAAGACUCAUCUGAUGAAGAACUGAGACGAAUCACAGAUGCAGAAGAACAAAAGAAUGGCUUUCCCUCUCUGUGUCCCACCACAACCCCUCUGGCAGACCCUCAUUUCACUUUCACAAACCUCACAAAGUCAGACCGUGACACCAUAGAACCGGACCUGUUUACAGGAUCUUCUCAGGCCAUUCAUUCUGUAGCCCAGCGACAGGACAUCCAGUCGGGGCAGUACCAAGACCUAGAGGGGAUCCUGACUUUGGGACUGGACCCUGGAGUCCUGCAACCCAGCCCAGCUCCAGCUCAAACAUCUAGAGAAGAGCAGAACCACACAGGGAGUUUGCUAGCUGUAAUGCAGGAGUCCUGGAGAUCCAGCAGCAGUCUUCAGCUGGUCACUGCGCUGAUGAACGCUCAGCCCAUCAAUAGCACCCCUCGUCCGUUCACACCAUGCCGUGGCAGAAUGUCAUCACAGAGGCUGUGUUUCUCAGGCACCAUAAGCAGAUGUUCUCCCAUCUCUUCUCGGCCCCUGAGUGCCGGGACUCAUAGUCCAGACCCGUCAAACCGGCUGCUGUCUCGUGCCGCUCUGGAGAUCAUGGAGGUCCAGACUGUGGAACAGCUCGAUCUCCAGGACUCUGAUGAGGAUGAGGAAGAUUUCCUGGCUCUGGCCUGCCUUGAGGAAGAAUUCAGAAAUAUGAGCACUACACAAUUAGAUGAGGGUGAGGAUGGACACAUUCCAGUGGAUUAG
This is a messenger RNA of Sinocyclocheilus grahami, 2760 nucleotides long. Its product is annotated as zinc finger B-box domain-containing protein 1-like. NCBI's taxonomy places the organism in Eukaryota, Metazoa, Chordata, Actinopteri, Cypriniformes, Cyprinidae. Bases 1 to 2760 code for a protein of 919 amino acids. Gene Ontology annotation, molecular function: zinc ion binding. The transcript is spliced from 16 exons. The record is from RefSeq and is a predicted model, not a curated record.